Molecule: messenger RNA, 1668 nt
Organism: Kazachstania africana CBS 2517
Lineage: Eukaryota; Fungi; Ascomycota; Saccharomycetes; Saccharomycetales; Saccharomycetaceae
Gene: ELP3
Product: Elongator subunit ELP3
Exons: 1
Coding region: 1-1668 (555 amino acids)
Biological process (GO): tRNA wobble base 5-methoxycarbonylmethyl-2-thiouridinylation
Cellular component (GO): nucleus; cytoplasm; elongator holoenzyme complex
Molecular function (GO): acyltransferase activity, transferring groups other than amino-acyl groups; iron-sulfur cluster binding
Source: RefSeq, a predicted model, not a curated record
AUGGGACGUCGUGGUAAAGGGCCAAAAACUAAUAAUCAAAAACUUGCUCCGGAAAAGGAGCGUUUUAUUCAAUGUUGUGGUGAUGUGACGUUGGAGCUGACAAAUUCAUUAACUUCCUCAAAAGAAAUCAAUCUAAAUGGAUUAAUUACCAAGUUUUCUAAAAAAUACAAGCUGAAGCAACAACCAAGAUUAACUGACAUUAUUAAUUCUAUUCCUGAUCAAUACAAGAAGUAUUUACUGCCAAAAUUAAAAGCAAAACCUGUUAGAACGGCAUCUGGUAUUGCUGUUGUUGCUGUCAUGUGUAAGCCACAUCGUUGUCCACAUAUUGCAUAUACGGGGAACAUUUGUGUAUAUUGCCCUGGUGGUCCAGAUUCAGAUUUCGAAUAUUCAACACAAUCAUAUACAGGGUACGAACCUACUUCGAUGAGAGCCAUUAGAGCUCGAUAUGACCCGUACGAACAAGCACGUGGGAGAGUAGAACAAUUAAAACAACUGGGUCAUUCUAUAGAUAAAGUGGAGUAUGUCGUUAUGGGUGGUACCUUCAUGUCAUUACCUAUAGAUUAUCGUGAAGAUUUUAUUACUAAGCUACAUAAUGCUCUUUCUGGGUUCAACGGUAACGACCUAGACGAAGCCAUCAAAUAUUCACAACAAAGUUUAACAAAGUGUGUCGGGAUCACUAUUGAAACCAGACCCGACUACUGUACCGAAACCCAUCUUGAUGAUAUGUUAAGAUAUGGAUGUACUAGAUUAGAAAUUGGUGUUCAAUCGUUAUAUGAAGAUGUGGCGAGAGAUACAAAUAGAGGCCAUACAGUCAAAUCUGUUUGUGAAACAUUUGCCAUAGCUAAAGAUGCAGGUUAUAAAGUUGUCUCGCAUAUGAUGCCUGAUCUACCAAAUGUUGGAAUGGAAAGAGAUAUUGAACAAUUUAAGGAAUAUUUUGAAAAUCCAGGUUUCAGAACUGACGGUUUGAAGAUUUAUCCAACUUUGGUCAUUAGAGGAACCGGUUUAUACGAAUUAUGGAAAACUGGUAGAUACAAGUCGUAUAAUGCUAAUGCAUUAGUCGAUUUAGUGGCCAGAAUUAUGGCUCUUGUCCCUCCCUGGACCAGAAUUUAUCGUGUUCAAAGAGAUAUCCCAAUGCCUCUAGUUACAUCCGGUGUUGAUAAUGGUAAUCUAAGAGAAUUAGCUUUGGCAAGAAUGAAGGAUCUUGGUACUAAAUGUAGAGAUAUUCGUACAAGAGAGGUCGGUAUUCAAGAAGUUCAUCAUAAAGUGUCGCCAGACCAAGUUGAAUUGAUUAGAAGAGAUUAUUAUGCAAACGGUGGCUGGGAAACUUUCUUAUCAUAUGAAGAUCCAAAGAAAGAUAUCUUGGUUGGUUUAUUAAGACUAAGAAAGGCUUCUAAGAAGUAUACAUACAGAAAGGAAUUCACAUCACAGAGAACGUCCAUUGUUAGAGAAUUACACGUUUACGGAUCUGUUGUUCCACUACAUUCCAGAGAUCCGCGUAAGUUCCAACAUCAAGGCUUUGGUACUUUAUUGAUGGAAGAAGCUGAAAGAAUCGCCAGAGAGGAACAUGGCUCUGAGAAGAUUUCUGUUAUCUCAGGUGUUGGUGUCAGAAAUUAUUAUGCAAGAUUAGGUUAUGAGUUAGACGGUCCAUAUAUGUCCAAGCAUAUUUAA